AUGGUGAAAUUAUUGGGUACAAGAAUUAUUAACCCAAUUUCAGAUAGUGUUCAGAUGAGCCUUACUCAAGUAGUAUCGAAGAAGGAAGGCAUGAUUAUGAUAAAGAAUGAGCGGAAAGAAUUAAUCCCAUCCAAGAGAGUUACGGGGUGGAGUAUUUCUAUUGCUCUCGAAGACCAAGAAAAUACAACAUUUACAUGUCUCUACUGGACUUUUGCAUAUAGGAGGAUGCCUUUUGGAUUAUACAAUGCACUGGCGACAUUUCAAAAAUGCAUGACAGCUAUUUUCGAUGGCCUUUUGGUGGAUAUCAUGAAGGUGUUCAUGGAUGACUUCCCAAUUUUUCGUAACUCUUUUGAAGUUUGCUUGAAAAACUUGUGGUGUACUUUCUCUCUUAUUGUGAAGGAGCUUGGUAUUGAUUUCCUUGAGAUGGUGGAGGUCUUUGUUGUUGUUGGCCUUGAUUCUAAGAAAGAUUUGGGUGGUUCCUUCACCCUGGUUAUAGGUGUUGCCAUAGGGAAAUCCUAG
Messenger RNA from Dioscorea cayenensis subsp. rotundata (Guinea yam), 519 nucleotides. RefSeq lists its product as uncharacterized. The transcript is spliced from 3 exons. The record is from RefSeq and is a predicted model, not a curated record. NCBI's taxonomy places the organism in Eukaryota, Viridiplantae, Streptophyta, Magnoliopsida, Dioscoreales, Dioscoreaceae. The coding region runs from base 1 to 519 and encodes 172 amino acids.